Molecule: messenger RNA, 302 nt
Organism: Saccostrea cuccullata (small rock oyster)
Lineage: Eukaryota; Metazoa; Mollusca; Bivalvia; Ostreida; Ostreidae
Product: serine protease inhibitor Cvsi-2-like
Exons: 3
Coding region: 37-288 (83 amino acids)
Source: RefSeq, a predicted model, not a curated record
CUUUGUUCACAACAAUCAGUGAAGAAAAGAGGAAAUAUGAAGGUUGUUUUUAUUCUCGCAUUGGUUGUUGUUGCAGUAUCCGCAGAAAGGUGUGACGACACGAGGGACUGUACACUCACAACAUGUACCGGGGGGUCCACAGUUCAUUGUGUCAAUGAUCAGUGCACGUGUACCACAGCAGCCAGUGGCGAUGGAGAUUGCGUCAGGGCCGAUGAUUGUCAAGGACGAUGUGAUCAUGGACGUCAGCAUCACUGUAUUGAUGGAAGAUGCAGAUGUACUCAUUUUUAAAGAAAUUAAAAAAA